AUGUCGCAAUUGCCGAUGAAAGCAUACGAAGUGGUCUAUAGAGGUGCUGGAGAUAUCCCUACUACCGGAACUGUUGAAACAAACGUGGCUGUGGCAUCGUUUGUCGAGAUCGUUAAUAUUAAAAUUGAGUCUGAGGAGGCUGAAAGAAUCGGUGUGGAAGAUAUUAUGAAACAUGGUAAAAGCCACCAGAGCGAUGAUAUAAAUGAUCACUCUGACUCACAAGCUGAUGUUGGUACAUCAUCGGCAACGAGAGUCUCUAAAUCCCAGGCAAUUGGUAAAUCAGAGUUUGCCAAUCGUAUCACAGAACAAACGAACGCAGUCGAAAUGUUCCGUAACCGACUAGUUAUCGUUCGCGAUUACAUAAAAUCAGUACGAGCAGGCGAGAUCCAGGCCGACCACUCUCUUCUACGGCAGAUCAAUGCCUGUAUAAUCCAGCUCUCACGAAACACAGACCAUGACCCCAACUACCAAGAACUAGGAAAUGCUCUCGACAAACAGCAAUUUGAAGCACUAACAGCCUAUCUCGCAGCUGCUCUAACCAAGGGACAACGGUUGGGUCUCGACCUCAGAGCCAAGCACCAAUUCUCUAUAGGUCAUAAAACCGACUCCUCCACACCGACUGGCGAGUUCAUAGACGCUCUCUAG
Messenger RNA from Sugiyamaella lignohabitans, 645 nucleotides. Its product is annotated as Mov34/MPN/PAD-1 family protein. Lineage: Eukaryota; Fungi; Ascomycota; Dipodascomycetes; Dipodascales; Trichomonascaceae. The record is from RefSeq and is a predicted model, not a curated record. The transcript has a single exon. The coding region runs from base 1 to 645 and encodes 214 amino acids. Gene Ontology annotation, cellular component: COP9 signalosome.